AUGAAGUUCACUAUCGCCACUAGCUGCCUUUUGGUCUUGUACACCGGCCUUGCGAAUGCCGCUACCGGUUGCCGGAUCGAGUUGCUCAACUUUAACCAAGCCGUCGUUGGCAGUGCUUGCAUUCCUUUCAACUACAACGCCAACAUCAUCGACUCUUCCACUCGCCAGGGCUACAACGUCAAAGUUAAUAACAUUUGUGGCGCUGACUUUUCUGGCGGCCAGAGAACUGUAAAUUACUCUCUGCGCAAAGCGGGCUACUGCUGA
This is a messenger RNA of Colletotrichum truncatum, 264 nucleotides long. RefSeq lists its product as uncharacterized. Lineage: Eukaryota; Fungi; Ascomycota; Sordariomycetes; Glomerellales; Glomerellaceae. The record is from RefSeq and is a predicted model, not a curated record.